AUGCGGGAGGCCCUGAAGACGGCGGCGCUGGUUCUGGCGGUGGCGCAGGCGGGGACCAGCAUCCACGGAGACCCCACCAUGUUCCAACGCAUCUUCGAAGCUGAUGGCGUGACGGUGACGGGAAACUUCAAUCUGUACAAUAACUACAGUCGAAUUAGGUGCGGGGCAGCGUGUCGCCAGCAGGGGUGCCUAGUGUGGGCAUGGAAUCAGCUGACACUGGUAUGCCAAGUAUAUACAUCCCUCGAACACACAGUCACCCUCACCCCCGCUAUCGAGAGCCUCCAAACGUUCAGCAUUAUCAUGAGAGAUUACUUUCUUCUGAACUGUCCAGAGGAAAAUGCCAUUGACUGGAACCAAGCGAGGGCCCUGUGUGAGAACCAAGGAGCCACCAUGACUCACAUCGCUGAAGAAGAGAAGUUGAAACUCAUCAUGCAAAGAAGCGGAUGCGACCACGUCUGGAUCGGACUGCAGAUGGAUUUCUGGACCGCCGUUUGGUACGACAUGGACAACGGGACCCUAACAAACGCUUACUGGGGCGUUGGGGAACCUGAACCCCUCUAUACGAAGGCUUCGUACAGGAUGCCUACAUACAUGGGCCUUGUUGCAACAUUUGACAUAGCGAGGAACUAUGCUGUCUUGUGCAAAUCGCAUGCUUAGCUUCAUGAUUUCCUCUAAACCGCAAAACGCUAGCUUUCAACAUUACACUUAAAUACUCUAAUAUACGGCCAUAGCAAGCAGCUAUCAACAAGCCAUUAGUUUGAAUCCGCUGAUGUACUGAAACAUAAAUCCACUGUAAUGCAAUUUAGAAUAUCAGGACAAGGCAAGUCUGCAAUUACCCUGGAUCCAUAAUGUGUUAUCGAGUUCUCCUAAAAUGCAGUAAAUGUACCAAGCCACUACAUUGUAGAUAAAGGGAACAAUGUAGCGCAUCAACAAAGGGUUGCCAUAGCAUGAGGAACCAUAACAAUAUAUCUCCAAUUUAUAUAUUCACUUUGUGGUCUUUGAUUUAUUGUUAAGUCUUAGUAGAUUUAACUUUGGCGUCAGUCAAUAAAUUUUAAAUGGGAAGCAAUA
Penaeus chinensis is the source of this 1068-nucleotide messenger RNA. RefSeq lists its product as uncharacterized. The record is from RefSeq and is a predicted model, not a curated record. Bases 1 to 657 code for a protein of 218 amino acids. Lineage: Eukaryota; Metazoa; Arthropoda; Malacostraca; Decapoda; Penaeidae. The transcript has 2 exons.